Molecule: messenger RNA, 1555 nt
Organism: Bradysia coprophila
Lineage: Eukaryota; Metazoa; Arthropoda; Insecta; Diptera; Sciaridae
Source: RefSeq, a predicted model, not a curated record
GCGAUCAUCAGUGGCAGUGUUUUUGUUUUGGCAAAACGUAAACAAAAUAAUUGUUUCGUCUAAAAUAUUGAUAAAUACGCGUUCCGUCGACAACAAAAUAUGAAUCGGACUAAAAGGGGAGAAAUCUACGAAUGGCCCAAUAACAAAUUCACAUUUGUUUGUGUUCGCUGCUCGGAUGAAUUCCAACAGUUCAGCGAGUUUACAUUGCACGUUCAAACGCAUCUGCAUUCGGACCUUAAGGGGAUCACACAGGACUCGGUGGUGAGCGAUCUGAAUGAAUUGGAUCAGCAAUCGAAAAUUCAACUCAUCGCCCCGAAUAACAUAAAAAAGCUUGAAGAUAGUGAUGACGGCAAUGAGUUUACCGAUCAUUUUACUGAAUCUGCAUACAAAGUCGAAUCGUCAACAAGUGAAGAUGGGAAUAUUCGAAGGCGCCGGCCGACUCAGAAAAACUUUGAAUGCUUCAUUUGUCACAAGAAAUUAACGAGUUCAUUUGUGGUGAAGCGACACAUGAUGAAAAUCCAUCGGUACGACGACCUCAAAUGUAAAUAUUGCAACACGAAAUUCCGGACGAGUCGCUACUAUGAACGGCACAAUGCGAACGGAUGCAUGUCGCAUCCAGAUCGAGCGAAAUUUGUGUCUCAAAUGCCAAUCAUCGACAAACCGAUCGAACCAGUUCGAACCUACGAGUGUGCGGUGUGUAAAAGGAUUUUCCGUGACCGUCGCCAGCUGCAAAGUCAUAUGACGAAACACAAACAAAGUCCGUGUCUGUGUUUGAUUUGCGGCAAAUUAUUUAGCGGAGACCGGACGUUGGCUCGUCACAUGAAACUACACGAUUCGACCAACGAAUCACAUCCGUGCACCGAAUGUGGAAGAAAAUUUAAGCAAAGGCGCUACUUGCUGGAUCACAAUCGAAAAGUACAUAAUUUGUACGCUGACGAUGGCCCAUCGACCUGUGAGUCUUGCGAGCAACAAUUUCCCAACAAACGAUUGCUUCAAAUUCACAUGCAGACACAUCCGUUUGUGGAAAAGCGCAAGUUUCCGUGCACGAUGUGUAACCAUUCGGCCAAGUGUGCGUACGACCUACGGCGACACCUCGAAACGCACAGCAUAGAAAAUCGAUCGUUCGUCUGUCCGAUUUGCGACAAGAAACUGUUACCGCGAUAUGCGAACGAUCACAUGAAAUCGCAUGAUUCGACUCGCAGCUUUGAAUGCAACGAAUGUGGAAAGCAAUUUAAGCGAGCCAAGACAUUGAAGCGACAUCAAAACACUCAUCAAACGGUGUCGGAAAAUCGGGCAACAUACAAAUGUGAUGUAUGCACGAACACGUUUGCUCGGAUGGAUGGUCUGCUGAGGCAUCGACGUCGACAUAGCGUUCCAAUGAACUAUCAUUGCCGAAUUUGUGGCAAAGGGUUCAUCGAACAGAAGUCAUUUCUGUUUCAUGAGGCCAAUCACACCAAAGGUAAUUUCAAAAGCGAACAAAUUUAGUGGACACCAUUGGCGAAGCACACCCGAAAUGUAAAUUUUGAUUUGAAAUUAAAAUUUAUUUUGAUGAAAA